UCUCACCUUUGUUUCCUUCACCUUACCCUCCUCCUCUCCCCCAUCACCACCCACUGAAGCCAUGGAUGAUCAGAACCAGGACAACUAUGGCGGCCCAAACCUGCAGAGAUCUGCCAUGGAGCCGCUGCGCACCCGGUGGACGCCGAAGCCCGAGCAGAUCCUCAUACUGGAAUCCAUCUUCAACAGCGGCAUGGUGAACCCUCCCAAGGAUGAGACGGUGAGGAUCCGCAAGCUGCUGGAGCAGUUCGGCUCCGUCGGGGACGCCAAUGUCUUCUACUGGUUCCAGAACCGGCGGUCGAGGUCGCGUCGCCGCCAGCGGCAGCUACAGGCCAGCCUCAUGGCUGAUCCGAGAGCCGCAGGGGUUGUGCAGCAUGCCAGUGGUGCAGCAACCUCGUCAUCCAGCAAUUCUCCCGCAGGAGGAUUCUUUGCUUGCUCUUCUUCUACUUCUGCUGCUGCCUCCUCCUCUAACUUCGUGAUCGAUGAUAACGCAGACGACCUCUUCUCGAUCUCUCGCCAGAUGGGCUUCAUGGAGGCCACUCAGGCUCCUCCUUUUAUGUGCUCUUCUGAUGUCUCGCACUUGCACAACCAGCCAGAGACUAUAACUGUGUUCAUCGAUGGAGUCGCUUCUGAGGUUCCAAAAGGACCUAUAGACUUGAGAGCUGCCUUUGGUCACAAUGUGAUGCUUGUCCAUUCCUCCGGGCAGCUUCUACCUAUCAAUGACGAUGGAAUUCUCAUGCAGAGCUUGCAGAUGGGUGAAAGUUACUUCUCGGUUACAAGGCCUACUUAGCAGUUUGAUCGAGAACACAAGAUGCACAGUGUCCAGACUCGAAGCUUAUUUCGCUGCCGUAGUAUCUGCAGACUGAAUCAUCCUUGUUAUUCUAUGUCAAACUUCUAUGGUUAGAGAAGGUGUAACCUUGCACUUGUUAUGAUCAUGGUUGUCAAGAACUUGAAGUA
Musa acuminata subsp. malaccensis (wild Malaysian banana) is the source of this 954-nucleotide messenger RNA. Its product is annotated as WUSCHEL-related homeobox 11. Gene Ontology annotation, molecular function: DNA binding; DNA-binding transcription factor activity. NCBI's taxonomy places the organism in Eukaryota, Viridiplantae, Streptophyta, Magnoliopsida, Zingiberales, Musaceae. Gene Ontology annotation, biological process: adventitious root development. The record is from RefSeq and is a predicted model, not a curated record.